GUUAGCAAACAAAUUGAUUGAUUUUGAAAUCCUUCUACCUCAAAGGAUACUUGAUAUUAAAAGCUGCUUAUUGAAGUAUGAUUCGAUUAGUGUAACACAAUUGUAUUCUGCUUGGCUGGCUUCAAUUGUUCUUUUUUUUUAAUACUUUUUUUUUCUUGUAAAAUGUCUACAAGAUACGCUAGAAUAGCUGAUAAAGAUCUAAACGAGAAACAUACAAAGAUAUUAUUGAACUUACUAAAAGACCCUGACAACUCUUAUUGUGCAGACUGUAAGAAGAAAGAUCCUCGAUGGGCUUCGUGGAAUCUGGGCAUCUUUAUUUGCAUACACUGUUCUGGAGUUCAUCGUUCUCUAGGAACACAUAUUAGCAAAGUAAAAUCAGUCGAUUUAGACACCUGGGUUCCUGAACAAAUUGAUAGUAUGAUCGAGUGGGGAAACCAACGUGCUAACACGUACUGGGAAGCAGAAUUAAAAGAUAAAAGGCCAUCUGAGUAUAAUAUGGACGCAUGGAUUCGAGAAAAGUAUGAAUAUAAAAGAUGGAUUCAAAAAGAAGCUGGCACAGUGGAUCAGCAAGGAAACUACUUCAAAACCUGUAUCAUCAUCUAUUUAUCAGUCUAGCCAUCCUUAUCAGAUAGCGCACAACACAGAGAAAUCUAAUCCUUCUCCCGCUUCACCAGAAUUAAUAGACAGCAAAAACGCGGAAUCAAAAAGCUCUCCUGUCAAAGAGUCCAAUGCCAGUCCAGCUGAUAUCAAUUCCUUUCAAAAGCAACUUUCACAAUUGUCAAUAGAA
This is a messenger RNA of Gilbertella persicaria, 787 nucleotides long. RefSeq lists its product as uncharacterized. The transcript is spliced from 5 exons. The record is from RefSeq and is a predicted model, not a curated record. Lineage: Eukaryota; Fungi; Mucoromycota; Mucoromycetes; Mucorales; Choanephoraceae. Gene Ontology annotation, molecular function: GTPase activator activity. Bases 163 to 615 code for a protein of 150 amino acids.